Microcebus murinus (gray mouse lemur) is the source of this 3135-nucleotide messenger RNA. Lineage: Eukaryota; Metazoa; Chordata; Mammalia; Primates; Cheirogaleidae. The record is from RefSeq and is a predicted model, not a curated record.
GUUCAGGGAAUUACAUUUUUUCAUUCAUAUUGUGAUGCUUACCCCUUUUCUGUAUGAAUUGAAGUUUUAUAAGCUAGGUAAGCAUUGGCCAGAAACUUUAAGAUCAUUUGUGAAGUUUUAGGAGGUCUCUACAUGUGAUUAUUAUGAGAUCUUAUCAUAGACAGAUUAGAUCCUAAUCUUAUUUAAUACUUUGAAAAAAUAUAUAAAUGGGAUUAUUAAAUAUUAUAUUUUCUUCCACUUUGGUUUAUAAAUUUUCAGGGAACACUGGAGUCAUACUUUAGGAAUCUGAAUUUAAAAGUUGAGCUGACAGUAGUUUAUAUUCAAAGGAAAUGUGUAAACCUUUGGAAAAAAUAGUUCAAGACUAAAAUUCAAGCGUUUUACUUUGAUAUUCAUAAUUAUUUUUCUUUUCAAUAAUCAACUUUUUAAAAAACUGGAAUCUGUGAAGAAAAAUGAUGCCAUUUAGUGACAUGAAGUACAAUUUAGGAUUUGGGAUGGUAAGAAAUUCUGUUUGUAUAUUGACAAGUGCCCCUGAGAUAUUCCUGAGCUUCUUUUCUAGGCUGCAGAGAAUCUUCGUUGAUGUGCACAGUGUCAUGGCACAUGAAUAAGAGAAGAUGGCUAGGACCUUUGACCAGCUUUUGAAUAAAUAGCUGGUAUCAGACAGCAGCAGACUUGGAGUGACCAAUCUGAGAACGUGCUUCAAAACAAGGCUGGGUGCAAAGAUCGUGCGCUCAGAUGCAUCACCAUCGGGGAAUGAAUGAAACACACAGACCUUGGACUCAGCUUCUACCUCUGGAAUCUUCUGUUCACACCUACAAGUGCAGAGUAAAUCACCUCAUUCAUGGCACCUCCUGGGGAGGCGAUCUCUACUGCUGACUAUAGAAGUGAGAAAAAUGUAAGCUUAGUGGGAGGGGAAGGGAUAGCUGUUACCAAGCUCCAGAGAGGAGCUGCUUGCUCCAUGUGGGCUCUGAGUUUAACUCUACCCUUUGAUACACUUUAUUAAUAAAAAGCUUCUAUAUUUUUCUAAAAGCAGUUUUGGUAAGAAUAGUUUAUACAAGCUUUACAUUAGGGCAGAAGUGAAUCCCCUUUUGCUUGUUAUGUGUUUUUUUUUUUUUAUAAAGGAAGAUUAGGAGAGAUUUUUCUUUUUCAUUCAGCAAGAGAAAAGAAAUUUAAAUGGCUUUUUAAACUAUGAAACUUGCUUUUCAGGUCAUGUUUAGAGCUGAGUACCAAAUUGAUUAUCAGUUUUUUAAACCAAGCAAAUUGGUUUUUCUGGUAAGAAAAUGGAGCUCAAAAGAAGAGUUUAAGUACAUAUAUCACGGGAAGGCCGUGCUCCGGUCAGCCGGGAAGGCUCACGGCUGUGCCAACGGAUGCGACCGAAAUUCGUGCUCCAGAGGCGCUGACGCUGGAGGCGGAACUCCGCCCGGCACCGUGCGGCCGCGCGCCCGCAAGUCACACUCGCUGCGCUCGUUCAUCCUGUCCUCGGUGCACUCUCAAAUUUCCCAUUCUAGUCUCAGAAAAAGCUUUUCAAAAUCGCCAUCACCAUGAUGCAUCAUCAUAAAGCACUCAAGUCUGCCAUGCAAAGUCGCAGAGGAAGCCGGCACUUUGCCGCAGACCGCAGGCUCCCUGCUCGAGGCGCCGGUGCUCCUCUGCGGGUCGCCCGGCGUCCUGUCCCUCACGGGGCAGGGGUCACCUCCCGAUCCGCUCCGGCCAGGUGCCGCCACCGUGCCCUGCCUAGCAGCACUGCGACGAGCAGCCUCCCCGCCGGCUUUCCCUCCGGCUUCCGGAAGUGCCCGCUUUGCACGGUGACCGACGAGGCCGGCCGCCAGCCUGAGGGCUGCGCCGUGGUGGCCGUGGCUGUGAAGGGACGGCUGCGAAGGCCCCUCUGGGCACGAGCACCCCUGAGAGCCAGGGCGGGCGCCACAACCAAGCCCCGCUUCUUCCCUAAGGUGCAGACUGCACCUGGGCGGCGGCGUUGCCGGGCUUCCUGCAUCCCCGACAGACUGUGGCGCGAGGGCCGCACCAAGAUGGCGCCCGUCCGCGGCCGGCGUCCUGAAGGGGACCUGCGGUGCCGCGGCCGGGCCUCCUUCCGCGGGGGCCUCGGGGGCACAGCCGGGACCUCCUCCCGUGACGGGUCCCAGGACCUGGUGGGCGCAGCUGCGGGCCUUCUGCUUCGGGCCUUCGUCCCUCUCGCCCGCCAAACGCCACUUGCCAGGUGAGAAGCCGGCGAGGCCGUUGCGGAUGCUCACCCUGGCAGAGACGCAGCCCACCCGCCUGACAGACUGACCAAGGGGACAGACGGGGCCAGUGACUUUGGAGACAGGGCACCCAUGGCCAGUCUCCCUGGGCCCUGGGCAGAGGGCGGAUCCAUGGUGGAGGGAGAUGCCGAGGGCCCGGUGAGGAGGCUGGGGGUGAGACAGUGAAGGACACCCGGGCAAGGCUCCCCAGAGGACCGUGUGGUCCCUGUGUCCCAUUCUGGUGUGGGGACCCCGUGGUGAGGACUCGCCCUCGUGAAACCACUCAGGGCCCUUAACUCUCCUUGCCUGGAGGAGCCCCGGCGCUCCUGCAGCCCAGCCCAAGACACAAGACUCUACAGAGUCCCCAAGCCCGUGGGGGCCUUUCUGGACAACCUCUCAGGGCAGGGAAGAGACAAGCAGGCCAGGCACCCGUCGGGAGAGUGGCCCUGCUUUCCUGGCAGGGGGACCUCAGGGUGGUUCCAGACCCUGUCUCCCCAGCUGAAUCUGAAAAUCGAACACAGUAUUAAAAAAUGAGAUUAUUGAGGAAAUUUAAGCUGAUUCUACAGUAUACUUGGAAAAAUUAAGAAAAAAAGAGGAUUAACUUGUCCUUCCAGGUAUAAAAAUAUACUAUAAAGCUAUGGUAAUUAAAGUGGUACUGGUGUGGGAAAACAUAAGUUAACUCAUGGAGCAGGAUAGGAACCACCAACCAGACACCUAAUUGUGGGAUUUUAGUUUCUGAUAAACGAGAUGUUUUAAAGCAGAAGUAUUUCAGAUUGUUGUCCAAAUAAAUGGUAUUAUGACAGGUAUCUAUAUGACAAAAAUAAUGUUAUGUUCGUAUAUCACAUGUAAAAGAAAUUCCAAAACAUUGAAGUUUAAAAUAGAUGAGAAUACAAGAAGAAAAUAA